CGCCGGGACGGAGCUUCCGCGCCCCGGGCCCCGCCGCCGCCCGCCCUGCGCCCCCACCCCGGCUCCCUCUGCCCCGCCCGCUCCUCCGCCAUUUUGUGGCCGAGCAUUGCCCGCCGAGGACCGGCGCCGCGGCGGAGCUUUCCGCCUUUCCCCCGCCCUCUCGCUCUCCGAUUCUAUCGGCGCCUCGGCCCGGCCCGGCUCGCGCAGCCAUGUCCUCCGGCGCCAGCCCCGAGUACGCCUCCUUCUUCGCCGUGAUGGGCGCUUCGGCCGCCAUGGUCUUCAGCGCCUUGGGAGCUGCAUAUGGAACAGCAAAGAGUGGCACAGGUAUUGCAGCCAUGUCUGUCAUGAGGCCUGAGCUGAUCAUGAAGUCCAUCAUCCCUGUGGUCAUGGCGGGUAUUAUAGCGAUCUACGGCCUUGUAGUGGCAGUGCUCAUUGCCAAUGCCCUCUCACCUGAAAUCACGCUAUUCAAGAGCUUCCUUCAGCUGGGCGCUGGCUUGAGCGUGGGUCUCAGCGGUCUGGCUGCUGGCUUUGCCAUUGGCAUCGUGGGCGAUGCAGGUGUCCGGGGCACAGCACAGCAGCCCAGGUUAUUUGUGGGGAUGAUCCUCAUUUUGAUCUUUGCUGAAGUCUUGGGUCUCUAUGGCCUCAUUGUUGCCCUUAUCCUCUCCACGAAGUAAAUGUUGCGGUAUGAUGUAAAGAGAUGUAACAAAUCUACGUUUAACAAAAAAAAAAAAAGCUCCAGAAUGAAAAUGGUUUCUCCAAUGUGUACAGUUGUCCCAAUUUGGUAGUUGAUCUCUUGUAAAUGCGCAAUAUAUGUUAGUGACUCGUCUGUCCUGUGUGUACUUCAAUAUUAACUUGGAUGGGUUGCUCCAGGCCUGCUGCAUGGCUUGGGGUGGCCCGUGUGCAAUUUUCCACCCAUUGCUGUUAGUAUUUUAUGUAUAAAUAUGAACUAGAAAUGUAAUUUUUUCUCUUCACUGGAUGUUUAUUUAUAAAAGACUUGACAUGUUCAUACAUCUAUGGAGCAAGGAUUUUCAAUUUCCCAUGCUAUAUAUAUUAAUCUUAUAUAUAGGUAGAUUACACUGUGGGGUAAAUUGUAAGUGCAGAGAAUUCCUUGGAUGUAAUUUUGAUUCUAAAGAUUGCUGUAGUGUCCUGGUAUUGGAGUAUGAGAAUUUUGUGUUUUAUUACAGCAAUUGUCCGAAACACUCCCGUGUUUCAAUAGUAACUGCGUAUGCUCCGGCAUCAGUCGUGCACCCAGUGUUGGGUUACAAACUUCUACCAUGUUUCCAAAUAAAACUUCCUCACUACA
Melospiza georgiana is the source of this 1303-nucleotide messenger RNA. It is a transcript of the gene ATP6V0C, whose product is annotated as ATPase H+ transporting V0 subunit c. NCBI's taxonomy places the organism in Eukaryota, Metazoa, Chordata, Aves, Passeriformes, Passerellidae. Gene Ontology annotation, molecular function: proton-transporting ATPase activity, rotational mechanism. The record is from RefSeq and is a predicted model, not a curated record. The transcript has 3 exons. Gene Ontology annotation, biological process: proton transmembrane transport. Bases 210 to 674 code for a protein of 154 amino acids. Gene Ontology annotation, cellular component: proton-transporting V-type ATPase, V0 domain.